GCGCCCUUACUGUUCAUUAAAAUUGUAAGACUGACCCUAAGACCAUUUGGUGGGUUAAAAUGGCAAAGGGGAUACACUCCGGUUUUUCAGAGUUAACUCAUUAUAAAGAUGGCUGUAGCUUUACCAGGGAGGAGAAUCCGUGAUAUUAACUGCCGUCCUGGAGGGACUUCAUUAGAGGAUGGAAUAUAAACAGUAUAUUUAAGAUCCAGGAGCAUAAAAAGCUCCCGGCCUGCUUUGUAGGCUAUGGCAACUGCCUCACAGGGCGUUCUGUGGAGCCCUCACCUCACACACAAAAGCUGAGCAGGGAAGGGGGUUGGUGAUUCUUACCUAUUGGAACUGGAUGACACACUUGCAGGCCAAGGAGACCUGAGCUUUUGUGAAGUUCCAGCCAGCAAGUUGCAUCAAGGUUUUAGAUGGCAGAGCUUGGCAUUGUGCCUUCAUCACAUGUCUGGAUGAGAUGUGUGCUGGUGGUAAAUGUGUCCUACUGGGCCCCAGGGCCCUCCUAGGUUGGUUAACUUAUUUUAUGGGUUGGUGCUAAGAUGUUUCUAGUGUGCUGGAAUAGUGCCUGCAUCAACAGCUUGCCUGGAACCCAAGAUUGAAAUAAAGCUUUCCUUUGACUGUUCUUCAGCUUUGAAAUUGAUGGAUAUAAACAUAGUGUAAAGGCAAGUUUUGAAUUCUGGUUAAAAUACUUCUCUAGAAAACUUGAGAGGGGGUAGUGAAAAAAAUAUUUAAUGAUGCUCUUCUUGCUGCAUCAGUCGUGCUGAAAUAAAUGAAGGGAAUCUUCAGACUAACUUCCAUCAUCACUUUUUCUUAUUAUAAAUUAUUUUUUUUAACUCCACCUGUCACUUAAGGGCAAUUCUUUUCCCCUUCUGGAAUUAAAAUAGAGUUGUUUAUAGUUGAAAGCAUUGAGGUUCUCUCUCCCCACCUGUCUGAUUUUAGCAGCUGAAGGGAUUAAUACAGCUGCUAGAAAAGAAAAAGGAGGGGGCCUCUAAGCUAGUGAACAAGCUAUAUGAAAUCCUUGAAGUACAAGGGACUUAAUGGAAGGAAAAAUAAAGGACUGGUCUCUAAAGAUCCAGUGCUAACCAAAAUCUUACUGAACAAUUUGAUUUUACAAAUGUGGAGACUGAAAUAAAGAUGAAUUUAGAAUAAUCUGGUUUCAAGCCUCAUGCCAUUUGCUUCUGAAGUCAUCCUGGAGUGCUGUUAAGCUUAUUUCUGAAUAGUUUGAGCUUGCACAAUAGGUUUAGUAAUACUAAGGGAGUGCCAGUGGUAAAACUCUGAAUUUUUUCUAUAACUGUAACUAAGUAAUUAUUAUAACGAAUGCAGAAACUAGCCCAAGGAAUUGGUUAUGGUGUCUAAAGCAAGUAAAUUGGGCCUUAUCCCAUCUUGAAGUCCAGUCAGAGGAAAACAUUCUAAAUUUCAAAUUCUGAUUCAUAUGUUUGGAGGCAUUUGCACUGUAGUCGUAAGACUUUGACCUACCAACUCUCCAGGAAAAACUGGUUGAGCCACCUGUCCUUUCUGUAGUAGGAUACUGUAACAAUUUUAGAAUUACUGGUUGAAUUGUGAAUUUGUAUCAUUCAGAAAAUCUUUUACUGAGCUUUACUCUAGUACUGAACAUUGGUCUAUUUUGGCAGAAUGACAUACUUAUCCAGAUUAAGGGGUGGAGAGCCAGUGUAUUCUCCACUCCAGUUCCCUACUUCCAAAAUAGAACCACAGUCUGGUUUAACAAGUUGGGCUACAGUUUCAUAAUACAACCCCUACCCUGUGACUAAGCUCUCGCCCUGGCAGUCUAAUUCAUCUUAAAUUGAUGUCUGAAGAGCUAACAAUACCUAGGAAGGUGUGUAGGCAUUAUGAAGUACCACCCAUUUGUGGUUGGUUUUUUGCUUGUUUGUUUUGGGUGAGUAGGUAAACUGAGGCAUAGGGAGGCAAAGUGACUUAGUAUUUAAUACUUCACAUAAAAUUGUAUGUCGACACCACCUUCCUAAAACUUUAUUCUAAGAGUCAGAUUUUUCUUGACCUAGUGAAAGCCUGAGCAUAUAAAGACGUGGUUUGUUUUGGUGGGGGUGGGGGGGAGUUCUUUUUUUCAUUCAGUUCCGACUCCCCAUAAUUAUCACCACUCACUGCCUUCCUUGUUCCAAUUUUCAGUAUCUGUUUCAGUUAGUUCAUGAUCCUUGACAGUAGAACAGCUAUUCUGUUGGUAUUCUAUGGCCUGUAAGAAAGCCUUUGGGUUCAUUCAAGGAGGGAAGGGAGGGCACAUCUGGGAAAGGGUAGAAAGCAUGCUGUUCCCAACCCACUCCUAGGCCUGUGCUCCCCAUUUAGAGACUAAUAGGCUGCUUAGACUGUUAUCUCCACUUUAAAAUAGUUUGCUUGUGGGGGGGGGGGUAGAACAUGGGAAAUGUGGGAGAUGGGGAGAGGGAUGUAUUCUUACUCGACCACCGAAGUAUGUUUGGGGAAGGUUGCUGUUGCCUGUCACCUUUGUCUAAUCCUGUGUGGUGACUUUCAUUCUCGGAUUAAAAAUUCCUUGUUUCCUGUGAGGCAUGUUGUACCAAGUUGGGCUUCAUAACUCACCUUUGUUUUUUUCCUUCCCUUUCCUUCUUUAUCCCCUUUUUUGCUUUCCUCCUCCAGCUGUGCUUCCUGUGUCUUCAGCCUUGAGUGUCACUGCUGCCUUAGGGCAGCCUGAAUCUACCCUUUCCCCUCCUUGCUCCCUGGCCCCCCAACAAUGCCCUCUGGCAACCCCUAACCAGCCUUCCCCAUUCCUUUCUCCCUCUAGUGUUGUCUCAACCCCUUUUGAAGCUCCUUUUCCCCAGUCAUCCUCUGGAACAGCCCUGCCUUUGGGAGUUUCCCCUUCCCCCAGUGAUACCCCAACUUUCCUACCAAACCUGAUAGGGCCUCCCAUCUCCCCAGCUGCCUUAGCUCUGGCCUCUCCCAUGAUAACUCCAACUGUGAAAGGUGCCCAUUCCUCUUCAGCUCCCUUGGCUCUAGUGGCUUUGGCUCCGCACUCAGUUCAGAAGAGCUCUGCUUAUCCACUUAACCCUCUUAGUUCACCUCCUUUGAUUGCUGUGACUGAGUCAGGGUCAGUGACAUCUCUGUCUGCUCCCAUUGUUUCCUCAGAACCAAAGACCUCUCCUAUCCAAGCUCCUGUGCAAGUAGGCCCUAACUCAAAAGGCAUCCCCAUCCCUCCAGGUAUAGUCAGUGCUGUUCCUUCCCAUCUUGGAACUCCCUUGGCCUCUGUUCAGUGUGGAGUAGCCUCAUGUCCUCAAAUGCCACCCAUCACUCCCCCUCAGUUCAAAGACAUCCCUGUUUGCUCACAAAACCCUGAAGGUGUCAGCCUAAAGGGACCCCUUAGUUCACCUGCUGCGUUAUCUCUUUCCACCCAGUCUGUAUCUAUGGCUCCCAGCGUCCCUCCAGUUUUCCUCACUUCUCUAGGCUCUCAUCUUGCACCUUUACAUCAGAGUUCUCUUGGUUCUCCUAUUCGGCCCUUAGGUCAGACAGGCCCUAAUGUUCUGUCAAAUCCUAAAGUAGAUGCCGUUUCUGCAGAUCAUUCUCCCGUAGGGGCCUCUUACCCCUCUCAGAUUCCUCCCCUUCCUUCCAGAAAUGAGGUGGCUCCUGCUGCUGUGGCUGCUUUUCCAGUGGGGGCUCCAGCUACCCCUCUAGCUCUUUCUGUUGAGAAAGACCCCUCUGCCAUCACUGGCGUAGCUUCCUUCAGCCCUUCUGGCUCAUCAAAUGUAGCUACCUCUUCUCCAUUAUCUCCCACAGCCUCUCUCAUUCCGAAAGGCUCUCCUAAUGCCACUCAUCAUCAGCCUUUGGUGGCCCAAAUUCCUUCUCCUCCAGGGAGUCCAAGCUUGAAAGAAGCUCCUGUUUGUUCUGUUGGAACCAUCCCAUUUGUUAUGACUAACCCCUCUACAGUUUCUGCGGCACCUACUACCUUUGAGGUAGCUACUUGUAUGUCACCUCCAGUUUCUUCAGGCCCCUUAAGUAGUAAGGACUCAGCUUCCCAUACUGCCUUGGUUAUGGCUCCUGUGGCUCCCAGAGUGCUUUCUACUCCUCAAGUAACCCCUCUGGGAAUACCAGUCCCUCCUCCUCUGUCAGCCUCUGAGAACCCCAAAAGUCUCCCUGCAUCAGCAUUGGUAAAGUUACCAACACAAAAAGAUACCCAAAUUGAACCUCCCUCUCCUACUGGAGCCCCUGUUUCCCCAGCACAGGCAGGACUCCCUACCAAGAAAGACUCUACUCUAAUACCAUUGGCCCUGGCAACCCCUAAAAAUCCCCCCUCUCCCCAAAGUAUAUCAUCAUCUCUGGAGAUAGCUCUUUCUCCUGAAGCCACUUUAGCAAAGAAAAGCCUUGUAGAGCCUCUCUCUGUAGUUACGCCAGCCAGUACUGCUCCCUCUCCUCUGGGUGUUAACUCCCCAGCUUCUAUAAUCAAGACAGAUCCUUGUGCAAGUCCAUACCCCACUAGUCAGCUUCUCAAAAGUUCUCUCACUACGCCAAACAUAGCUACAUUUCCUCUGGAACAUGCUGCUACUGCAGGAGUGGCUCCUACAAUUACCAAGGGUACCUCCACUCCUGCCACUACAGCCAGCCCUUUCCUAGGAGAUGUCUCUUUAGCUCAUAAAAGCCACCCAGAUAAGAAGAGUAGUUCCACUCUUACUAUUUUACCUUUGGUUCCUCCAGCCUCUGAAAGUUGCCCUGUGGCUCCAACUGUGACUUUAUCCCCCCAGAAUGCUUCUGCUUUUCCAGUUGCCAUGGCACUAGCCCCUGAUAUUCCCAAGUCUGAGCCGUUUCCCUCUCUUCCUCCUCAAGGUGCAAAGAAAGCUCACAGUAUUUCUCAUACCUCUGCGUUGGCACCUGUAGCUUCCUCUCCUGAAGGGCACCCAACCAAGGACUCUGGUACUUCAGUUAAUGCAUCUUCUGAAGGAGCUUACUUAGCUGACUCUCCAUCUCCUUUAGGGACUAGUGUGUCUCCUCAAACUAAAAGAUGUCCAACCAAGAAGGGUUCAACUCCUUCUAUGACUUUAACUCUUUCUCCUCUUUCAAAAAGUGUUCCUGCUAUCCCUGAUAUUCCUGCUGGAAAUCACUCAUCCCCUAUUUCUCCAAUUGAAGCUUCCUUUCUUCCAGAGGCCAGUCUUUCUUUUCAAGUCCCUAAAGGGUCACUGGCCAAGAAGCAUUCCCCCACUCCAUCCCCCAAAGAGACCCCAGAUACCCCAUCGCCCAAAGAGGCCCUCACUCCCUUCACUCCAGCUGUGGUUCCUUCCUCCACCAAAGGAGGCCCAGCAAUCUCAUCCCCCAAAAAGUCGCAAGCAGCCCCAGCCCCCAGAAGAGCCCCAGCUACUCAGUCUCCCAAAGGGACCCCCACUGCCUCAGCUGUGGCUCCUCCCUCCCCCAAAGAAUCCCAAGCAACUCAAGCCACCAAAAGAGCCCCAGCUACUCCAUCUCCCAAAGGGGCCCCCACUGCCCCAGCUGUGGCUCCUUCCUCCCCCAAAGGCGGCCCAGCAACCCUAUCCCCUAAAGAGAUCUCCACUCUCCCGGCUAUGACUCCUUCCUCCCCCAAAGAGGCCCCAGCUACCCAACCUCCCAAA
Messenger RNA from Leptonychotes weddellii (Weddell seal), 5573 nucleotides. The record is from RefSeq and is a predicted model, not a curated record. Lineage: Eukaryota; Metazoa; Chordata; Mammalia; Carnivora; Phocidae.